GGGGGUGCCUCGACCACUUGGACGGGCGUAAGGUUUCCUUGAGGAUCUUAGGCCGAGUUUGGAACAGCCAAGUAGAGAGAGAGACUACUCCAGAAAUCAACCAGCCAUGUCGGACGCGGUGAUUAGUUUCAUGAAGGACUUUUUGGCCGGUGGCAUUGCCGCUGCCAUCUCCAAAACAGCUGUCGCUCCCAUUGAGAGAGUCAAGCUGCUGCUGCAGGUGCAGCAUGCCAGCAAACAGAUCACCGCCGAUAUGCAGUACAAAGGCAUCAUUGACUGUGUUGUCAGAAUCCCGAAGGAGCAGGGCUUCGUGUCCUUCUGGAGAGGCAACCUGGCCAACGUGAUCCGUUACUUCCCCACCCAAGCCCUGAACUUCGCCUUCAAAGACAAGUACAAGAAGAUCUUCCUUGGUGGCGUGGAUCAGAAGACACAGUUCUGGCGCUACUUUGCUGGGAACCUGGCGUCGGGCGGCGCCGCAGGGGCCACUUCGCUCUGCUUCGUCUACCCACUCGAUUUCGCUAGGACGAGGUUGGCCGCCGACAUCGGCAAGGGCCCAGCGGAGAGGGAGUUCACCGGACUCGGAAACUGCAUUGCCAAGAUCUUCAAAACCGAUGGCCUCAAGGGUCUUUACCUCGGGUUCAACGUGUCGGUGCAGGGCAUCAUCAUCUACAGGGCGGCUUACUUCGGAUGCUUUGAUACAGCAAAAGGCAUGCUGCCAGACCCCAAGAACACACACAUCAUUGUCAGCUGGAUGAUCGCCCAGACCGUCACGGCUGUAGCAGGUCUCGUCUCGUAUCCUUUUGACACCGUCAGACGUCGUAUGAUGAUGCAGUCAGGACGUAAAGGAGCUGACAUUAUGUACAAGGGCACAAUUGACUGCUGGAAGAAGAUCCUCAAAGAUGAGGGAGGUCGGGCCUUCUUCAAGGGAGCCUGGUCCAACGUGAUCAGAGGCAUGGGUGGUGCUUUUGUGCUGGUGCUGUAUGAUGAGAUUAAGAAGUUCACCAAAUAAGCACACUCUCCCAGAACCUCAAGGAAAUCCAUUCUUUGUUCAAGUCUUAUUAUUAUUAUUUUUUGUGAUAUGGUGACACCGACCUGGUGAAUUAAGAAUCUGGGUUUGUAGGUUAUCUUUCCUGUGCAGCAGCAGGGGGAGAACGGAUAAGUGUACUUGACCUGGGUUUAUGCCUCAUCAGAAAUGUGUAUAUAUAAUAUUAUCAACCAUCUGCAAAAAGGAAGUCUCUAGGUUUCAACAGCUGGUGGACGUGAUGUGAGAACAGAUUAUGAUACAGGCCAAAUGUUCCUCCUGUUAGUGUUAAGGAGGGGCCGAGGCCCUUAUGAUACGCUGUGACCACCUUAAACAUUAAUUUAUUAAGAAUAAAGACUCAGUCUAUA
Molecule: messenger RNA, 1386 nt
Organism: Poeciliopsis prolifica (blackstripe livebearer)
Lineage: Eukaryota; Metazoa; Chordata; Actinopteri; Cyprinodontiformes; Poeciliidae
Gene: slc25a4
Product: solute carrier family 25 member 4
Exons: 4
Coding region: 107-1006 (299 amino acids)
Biological process (GO): mitochondrial ATP transmembrane transport; mitochondrial ADP transmembrane transport
Cellular component (GO): mitochondrial inner membrane
Molecular function (GO): ATP:ADP antiporter activity
Source: RefSeq, a predicted model, not a curated record